This is a messenger RNA of Penicillium taxi, 1587 nucleotides long. Its product is annotated as phosphatase PAP2 family protein. The coding region runs from base 1 to 1587 and encodes 528 amino acids. The transcript has 5 exons. Gene Ontology annotation, cellular component: endoplasmic reticulum membrane. Gene Ontology annotation, molecular function: sphingosine-1-phosphate phosphatase activity. The record is from RefSeq and is a predicted model, not a curated record. NCBI's taxonomy places the organism in Eukaryota, Fungi, Ascomycota, Eurotiomycetes, Eurotiales, Aspergillaceae.
AUGGGCAAAGUGGCCAAAGAUCAGCUUGAUGCUGGGCUGAAGAGCCUCAAUCAUUACUCGAAUAGACUGCCCACUUGGCGUUACUGGCCUCGACAGAAACUCCUCCCUCUAAUUCGAUAUGAGACACCCUAUCUUGCCUGGGUGCAGGAGAAAGUUCGCACCCCAGCUCUUGAUUCCUAUUUUGCCUUUACGGCCAACCUCGGCACCCACACCUUUUUCAUGGUCUUCUUGCCCUUUCUCUUCUGGUGCGGCCAUACUGCCUUAGGUCGUGGACUAGUACACAUUCUGGCUGCUGGAGUUUUCUUCAGUGGAUUCAUUAAGGACUUGCUAUGCCUUCCCCGCCCUCUAUCUCCGCCGCUGCAGCGAAUCACGAUGUCUGGAUCUGCUUCUCUAGAGUAUGGUUUUCCCUCGACGCAUUCCACCAAUGCCGUCUCCGUCGCUGUUUAUGGCCUAGCUCUUCUCAAUGCGCCUGAUUCGACUGUCAACCCUCAAACAAGUCUCAUCUUGCAGGUUGUCACCUAUCUCUACGUCACGUCGAUUGUUCUUGGUCGAUUGUACUGCGGUAUGCACGGUAUGCUGGACUGCAGCAUCGGUUGCAUCCUCGGUGCAUUGAUCGGCUUAGCUCAGUUCCACUACGGCCCUGCAUUCGAUAAUUAUAUCUUGUUCGCCUCUUUGAAGGAAAUUCUCGUCAUUCCCGUUGUCAUUUUGAUACUGGUGCGCAUCCAUCCAGAACCGGCUGACGAUUGUCCUUGCUUCGACGACAGCGUAGCCUUUGCGGGAGUGUCCCUCGGCGUGGAUGUGGGCUCCUGGUACUUUACGCAUUCCGAUCUUGCGUGGUCUGAGCCACUCCCCGGUACAAUCCCAUACAACUAUGAAGGCAUUGGCCUGGCCAAAACCGCUAUUCGCCUAGUGGUCGGGGUGCUGUGUAUCUUUGCUUGGCGAGAAGUCAUGAAGCCCACUAUGCUUCGAAUUCUGCCGCCCAUAUUCCGCAGCCUGGAGAAGCUCGGUCUUUUGUUGCCUCGUAGAUUCUUCAAGACGGCUUCGCAAUACACCACCGUCCCGACUAACCUGAAAGACCAUGAUGUGUUCCCCAACUUUUCUGAAAUCCCUUCUAUGCUCACCACCAUUCGACACCCUCGGCGCAGAGCUAUCUCCAUUGGUCCCCAGUCUGAAGCUGAUGCGUACGAGGUCCUCGCAUACCGAGAGAAACGUCGACGAGAAAGCCUGUCCACCGGCAAUAGUGACACCCCGGCGGAUGGAUCAAACAAGCAAAACGGCCCUCAUGGCCCGUCUAAAAAGGCCUCCAGACUUGAUGAGUACGAGACCAUGAUGGGCACGGGUAGCCCGCAUUCGUCCACUGUGCAAGUGGAUAACAACAAUAUCCCGCGGUCAACACCCCUCCCGCCUCCCAACUUUGGCGCAUCGCAGACUGGAGAGAAAGAGAUGUUCUCCCAGAUCAAACAGCCUCGUGUACGUUAUGAUGUGGAGGUUGUGACCAAGUUGGUCGUCUACUUUGGAAUUCCAUGGGUAGUGAUUAAUGUGGCGCCCCCUGUGUUUGACGUUCUAGGGCUUGGAGUUCCUCUCUAG